CCCAGUCUGUCUCAUCGGUGUGACCGGAGUUCCUCUUCCGCUGACAGGCUGCUGUCACACAGCUACCAUGUUAUCCCAUUCCCGGUGUCUCACCAGGAAUUUCGGCCGCUCCCUCUCUGCCAUCCGCCAGGGAAACAAUGUGUUAGCUCGUCGGGCCACUGCAGUUCUAUCAGCCUGCCAUCCUACAACUCUAAACAACAAUGUACCAUAUAAUCCCCGUUCCAGUGUCUUCCAAGUCCAGUACUUCAGGACAUCUGUAGCUUACAGAGAUGAAGUUAUCACAGUCAAGACUCCUGCAUUUGCAGAGUCUGUCACAGAGGGGGAUGUAAGGUGGGAGAAAGCUGUUGGAGACUCUGUCUCUGAGGAUGAGGUGGUGUGCGAAAUUGAAACAGAUAAGACAUCAGUGCAGGUUCCCUCUCCUGCUGCAGGAGUGAUAGAGGAGCUUUUGGUCCCAGAUGGGGGGAAGGUCGAAGGAGGAACACCACUUUUCAAGCUUAAAAAAGGAGCUGGGGCUGCUAAGGCUCCAGAAUCUCCCAAAGCUGCUGCGGCUCCUUCACCACCUUCUGCUGCUCCAACUCCCCCACCUCCUCCCUCCACCGUGGAGCCCAUUCCCACCACCAUGCCCCCCGUGCCACCUGUGCCAGCACAUGCUAUGGACACCAAACCAGUUUCAGCCAUCAAACCCACUGCUGCUCCAGCUGCGCCAGCAGCCCACGCUGAGGGAGGAGCUAAAGCAGCAAGGACAGAGAGCAGAGUUAAGAUGAACCGCAUGAGACUAAGAAUUGCCCAGAGGCUGAAGGAAGCUCAAAACACCUGUGCUAUGUUGACUACGUUUAACGAGGUCGAUAUGAGUAACAUCAGCGAGAUGAGGAAGGCUUACAAAGAUGCUUUUCUGAAAAAACACAACAUCAAGCUGGGCUUCAUGUCUGCGUUUGUGAAGGCUGCCGCCUACGCUCUAGUUGAUCAACCUGCUGUCAACGCAGUGAUUGACGACACAACCAAAGAGAUCGUGUACAGGGACUAUGUUGACAUCAGUGUUGCAGUAGCAACACCAAAGGGAUUGGUGGUUCCUGUAAUACGAAAUGUGGAGGAAAUGAACUUUACUGAUAUUGAGAAAGCAAUCAAUUUGUUGGGAGAAAAGGCGCGUAAAAACGAACUAGCUGUUGAAGACAUGGAUGGAGGCACCUUCACCAUCAGCAACGGUGGCGUGUUUGGGUCCUUGUUUGGCACACCUAUAAUCAACCCACCUCAGUCUGCUAUUCUGGGCAUGCAUGGCAUCUUUGACAGGCCUGUUGCAGUGGGUGGCAAGGUGGAGAUCCGUCCCAUGAUGUAUGUUGCUUUGACGUACGAUCAUCGUCUCAUCGAUGGCAGAGAGGCCGUCACUUUCCUGCGUAAGAUCAAGUCUGUGGUGGAGGACCCCAGGGUGCUCCUCCUCGACAUGUGAGCCUAUGACAACUCUGGGCCCACUAAACCAAUCCCACACAAACAGCGGCUGUACACACCUAAAAAAAAGAAACUUUACCAUUACUGCAGUUAAUGUAUUGUUGUCUUGGUUAACUAGGGAAAAAAAGGUUUGUUUUGAAAAGUUAAAUUGUGAAUGGACAUUUGUAAGACCGGCUGGGCUGCAAGGUUUGGCACUGGGCUCUGUGGUUUCAGGUGCUGGUCUCUUGAUCAAAGAAACAAAAAGAAAUAUUCUAUAACUUGUUCGCCAAAUGUCAUUUUCUACACAGAAUUUAAUAAAAAUCCAGUUGUUGUGAGAUGACAGGCAAGUAAAGAUACAACUACAUAGAAUUUUAUUAUUGUGGUUGAGAGAUGAACAAUGAGCACAUAUUGGGCUAGAAAACAAGGAACACUAUGUUUUAAAAAUCUCCAAAGUGAAGGAAUCCUCAGAGGGUUUAUGCCAUCUAGUUCAUGAAAUUCUCUUUUUGCUGUGUGACAUAGACUAUUUAAGAGAAAAGGAAAGUUUUAAACAAUAAAAACUUCAUUACCCCA
Xiphophorus maculatus (southern platyfish) is the source of this 1992-nucleotide messenger RNA. It is a transcript of the gene dlst, whose product is annotated as dihydrolipoyllysine-residue succinyltransferase component of 2-oxoglutarate dehydrogenase complex, mitochondrial-like. The transcript has 15 exons. Gene Ontology annotation, biological process: tricarboxylic acid cycle. Gene Ontology annotation, molecular function: dihydrolipoyllysine-residue succinyltransferase activity. Gene Ontology annotation, cellular component: oxoglutarate dehydrogenase complex. Lineage: Eukaryota; Metazoa; Chordata; Actinopteri; Cyprinodontiformes; Poeciliidae. The record is from RefSeq and is a predicted model, not a curated record. The coding region runs from base 68 to 1444 and encodes 458 amino acids.